AUGCUCUCGGAAUUCGAAGCUUCCAUGUCUAUAACGGGGAAGACUCCUCAUGCAGUCUAUUGCAUUUGUGGAAUCACAAAGGAAGAUAGACAUGCUGUAUUAUUAGUACCUAAGGAGGAGCUGGAAGAAACUAAACAAAAGUACAAAACCUUAACAAGUAUUCAUAUUUAUAGUAUGGAAGAGCACCGCCCCAAGGAUGGAUCCGCACUUGUUAUCACAGACUAUAAGCCGACAACGGAUGAAUCCGCACUUGUUAUCACCGAUUGUAAGUCGACAACAGAUGAAUCUGCACUUGUCAUCAUGGACUGUAAGCCGACGACGGAUGAAUCCGCACAUAUUAUCACAGACUAUAAGCCGACAACGGAUGAAUCCACACUUGUUAUCACAGACUAUAAGUCUAACAGUAUGGAAAUUGAUCAAGAACAAUCACCUCAAUUAUUAUCUAAGAAACAGGCAUUGCCUUGUGGUAAACGCAAGGUAUCAAAAAAACGAAUAUACCAAGAUGCAAAAGGUUUUAAAGUGAGCGAAGAUACAUAUGAAUGGGAGUCAUUUUCAGAAGGUGAAUGUGACCCUCGGCAAACUGGGAUUAACGUGAAAAUCAAACCGGAGAGGUCAAGUAUUAAGAAUAGCGUAAAUAAGCGUGGGAAGAGAAAAGGCGAUGAUUCUUCUCAAAAAAGCUUGUUGAAUUUUUUUGGGAAGAUUUAG
This is a messenger RNA of Cetraspora pellucida, 705 nucleotides long. The record is from the annotation of a GenBank genome assembly. Lineage: Eukaryota; Fungi; Glomeromycota; Glomeromycetes; Diversisporales; Gigasporaceae.